UUCAGUCGAAUUUGAGACAUCACCAUGAAAUACUUCGCCGUUUGCGCCCUUCUCAUCCUGCCGCUGGUCAGCGGUGGCAUCGUGCCACGCAUACCCCCCACCAGGCACUUUGUGGCCUACGAGAUCCGAUCCACCCACAAUCUGCCCCAGAUGGAAGCCAUUGUCCAGAAGAUGCAGACCCUACUCCAGAACAUGAUUCCGGAUAUGUCCGUCCUGGCCGACGCCGUCGCCGUACCCGACAUGUCUGUCCAGUCUGAUGCGGGUGUGCUGCCCGACAUGUCGGUGGCCACUGACGCCGAUGAGACGCCCAGGAGGCGUACCGAGGAGUUCAAGGUUGCACCGAUCGCCAAGGUCGCCAAGGUCGGCGCUCCCAUGUUCGCUCAGAUCCCCGAUAUGUCUGUCCAGGCUGACGCCGGCCUAAUCCCCGACAUUUCCGUGGCCUCCGAUGCUGAUGAAACUCCCAAGCGCGCCUCCUUUGGUCUGAAGAAGCCGCUGCUAGACAGGAUCGCCGGUGCCAUCGCCAACAUGGAUGCCGAUCUGAUUCCCGACAUGUCCGUUGCCACCGAUGGUGAUGACACGCCCAAGCAGGCUGUUUCCGGUAUCAGAACUCCCCCGAAAAUGACCAAGGUUUCUGGUGGCGAGCCAGUGGAGAUCAUCCCUCGUGCUGCUGGUCUCAAGACCUUCCCCCAGCUGACCAAGGUCUCCGGAGGCGAGCCAGUGGAGAUUGUUCCCCGUGCUGCUGGUCUCAAGGCCUUCCCCCAGUUGACCAAGGUCUCCGGAGGCGAGCCAGUGAAGAUCAUGACCCAUGUCGAUGCUGAUCGAGUUCCUGUCAUGUCCGUUGCCUCCGACGCCGACGUGGCCCCCAAGCAGGCUGUUGCCGGACUCAAGGCCCUGCCUAAGUUGACCAUGGUCUCCGGAGCCAACCCCGUUGAGCUUCCCGAUAUGUCCGUGGCUUCCGAUGCUGAGGAUAAGGCUGCAAACCAGCUACCCGACAUCUCCGUGGCUGGCGAUGCAAAGUUCGAUCCCAAGAUGACUCUGGCUGCCCUUUUGGCCAGGCACCACUAAUUUAAUGUGGAACCAUCAGCUGCCCCGAUUAAAUCGGAAAUGAUUCAAAUCUAA
Molecule: messenger RNA, 1119 nt
Organism: Drosophila teissieri
Lineage: Eukaryota; Metazoa; Arthropoda; Insecta; Diptera; Drosophilidae
Exons: 3
Coding region: 25-1065 (346 amino acids)
Source: RefSeq, a predicted model, not a curated record